Messenger RNA from Pristis pectinata (smalltooth sawfish), 388 nucleotides. Its product is annotated as histone H2B.3-like. Lineage: Eukaryota; Metazoa; Chordata; Chondrichthyes; Rhinopristiformes; Pristidae. The transcript is spliced from 2 exons. Gene Ontology annotation, molecular function: protein heterodimerization activity; structural constituent of chromatin; DNA binding. Gene Ontology annotation, cellular component: nucleosome. The record is from RefSeq and is a predicted model, not a curated record. Bases 46 to 318 code for a protein of 90 amino acids.
UCCUGUAGUGGUGUGUGCACAUUUGCUUGCAGAACCUGGGUAGUAAUGAAGUCUGCUACUAAAUGCCAGCAAACCUGUGGACUGAGCAGAGCUGAGAAGAAGACAACCAGCUUCAAGAGGAAGACCCGAUACUCCUCGUAUAUCUAUAGGAUGCUGAAACAGGUGCAUUCAGAACAUGGCUUCAUUGAGUUUGCACAGAUGAACUCCUCCCUUGAGCAGAUAGCAACAGAGGCUGCCAGGCUGUCUCUCUACAACAAGAGACGUACCAUCACCAGCCAAGAAGUUUGCCGUGCUCUCCGGCACAUUCCCAGACAGUGAAAUUGCUGCACUCACUCCCUUGUGAAUCCCAGCAUUAUCCAUUUGUAGAAGUUCAUUCAAUAAAGCUGAA